AUGGAGAAAACAAGUGGAAGAGAGGCCAUUGCUUUGUCCACAACGGAGACUGGCACAGAGAACCCAGCGCUGGAGCUCGCGGAAGAAGGAAUAAAUCCUGAGGGAGCCAGGAGGACUGAAGAGCAAGGACAAAGCCUCUCGGAUGGGCUGGGGCCUUCCACUCACCACAGGAGGAGACUACUACAACCUUUCACCAGGGCAAGAAGUUUCUGCAAAACACAUGCCAGCCUAUUCAAGAAGAUCCUGCUGGGCCUGUUCUGUUUGGCUUAUGCUGCCUACUUCCUGGCAGCCUGCAUCUUGGAUUUCCAGAGGGCACUGGCCUUGUUUGUCCUCACCUGCCUGGUGCUCUUGGUCCUGGUUCACCGCACUCUGAAAAGGUUGUUUGGUAAAACAUUAACCAAAUGUCUGAAGCCCUUUGAAAACUCCUGCCUGAAGCGUUGGAUGAAAUGGGUGUUUGCUGGAGUCGCCUUGGUUGGCCUCAUCCUGUGGCUAGCUCUAGACACAGCCCAAAGGCCAGAGCAGCUGAUGUCCUUUGCAGGAAUCUGCAUGUUCAUCCUCAUCCUCUUUGCCUGCUCCAAACACCACAGUGCAGUGUCCUGGAGGACGGUGCUUUGGGGCCUGGGUCUUCAGUUUGUCUUUGGGAUCUUGGUCAUCAGAACUGAUCCUGGAUUUAGUGCAUUUCAGUGGCUGGGAGACCAGGUUCAGAUUUUCCUGAGCUACACAGUGGCUGGCUCCAGUUUUGUCUUUGGGGAUACGCUGGUCAAGGAUGUCUUUGCUUUUCAGUCCUUACCGAUCAUCAUUUACUUUGGAUGUGUGAUGUCCAUUCUCUACUACCUGGGCCUUGUGCAGUGGAUAGUUCAGAAGGUUGCCUGGUUCUUACAAAUUACCAUGGGCACCACCGCCACAGAGACCCUAGCUGUGGCAGGAAACAUCUUUGUGGGUAUGACAGAGGCCCCUCUGCUCAUCCGUCCAUACCUUGCGGACAUGACACUCUCUGAAGUCCAUGCAGUGAUGACUGGAGGGUUUGCCACCAUUUCAGGCACUGUGUUGGGAGCCUUCAUCUCCUUUGGGAUUGAAGCGUCAUCCUUGAUUUCUGCGUCUGUGAUGGCUGCCCCAUCUGCCCUUGCCUUGUCAAAGUUGGUCUAUCCAGAAGUGGAGGAAUCCAAGUUCAAGAAUAAGGAGGGAGUAAAAUUGCCCCGUGGGAAGGAGUCAAAUAUCCUGGAAGCUGCCAGCAAUGGAGCCACAGAUGCCAUAGGCCUUGCUACUAAUGUAGCAGCCAACCUGAUUGCCUUCUUGGCCGUGUUGGCCUUCGUCAAUGCUGCCCUUUCCUGGCUAGGGGAAUUGGUAGACAUACAGGGGCUCACUUUCCAGGUGAUUUGCUCCUACGUCCUAAGGCCUAUGGUUUUCAUGAUGGGUGUAGAGUGGGCAGAUUGUCCAAUGGUGGCUGAGAUGGUGGGGAUCAAGUUCUUCACAAAUGAGUUUGUGGCCUAUCAGCAACUGUCUCAAUACAGGAACAAACGUCUCUCCGGAAUGGAAGAAUGGAUCAGGGGCGAGAAACAAUGGAUUUCUGUGAGAGCUGAAACCAUUACAACAUUUUCACUCUGUGGAUUUGCCAAUCUUAGUUCCAUAGGAAUCACACUGGGAGGCCUGACAUCAAUGGUACCCCACAGGAAGAGUGACUUGUCCAAGAUUGUAGUGAGUGCCCUCUUCACAGGGGCCUGUGUAUCCCUUAUCAGUGCCUGUGUGGCAGGAAUCCUCUAUGUUCCCAGGGGAGCUGAAACUGACUGUGUCUCUUUCCUAAACACAACUUUCACCAAUAGAACCUAUGAGGCCUAUGUGUGCUGCAGAGAGCUCUUCCAGAGUACUCUGAAUGGCACCAACGCUCCUUCUUUUUCCGGUCCAUGGGAAAAUAAAGAGUUCAGUGCCAUAGCCCUUGCUAACUGCUGUGAAUUCUACUCCAAUGCUGUGUGUGCCUAA
Messenger RNA from Pipistrellus nathusii (Nathusius's pipistrelle), 1977 nucleotides. The record is from the annotation of a GenBank genome assembly. Lineage: Eukaryota; Metazoa; Chordata; Mammalia; Chiroptera; Vespertilionidae.